CCAUCCUUCUUGUGCGACUACUGCUGUGCCGCUCUGUUGCUCUCCCUCUCUUCCUCCUGCUCUUUGGGUUGAUUCUCACUUUCCACAGCUAAAUAAUGGCGACCGACCCCCCCGCGGGCGCGGUGUGCGAUCCACAGGGUGUUUGCCGAAUGCCAGCGCGGGGCGACACUGGCAGCGGCGUUGAGGCUAGUCUCAUCCCCCUCCCGAAGGCAUUGCGGCCGUUGAGUGUUCUCGAAGACGAGGCUGGGCACAAGCUGUCUCCCGCUGGAGUGUUCAAGGGAAAGAUGAUCGGAGUCUACGUGUCGGCCGGGUGGUGCCCCCCUUGCCGCGCGUUUUCGCCCGUGCUGUCCAAAUGGGCGAAGGAGCACAAGGACGAAUUCGAAGUGGUCUUCGUUUCCUUGGACAAGAGCGAGCAGGAAAUGCGUGACUACGUCACCGGCAAGGGUUUCGUGCGUCAGCCGUUUGAGCCGGAAUCCGACAGACACCGCGCUGCGGAAUCGUUCGGCGUUCAGGCUUUGCCCACCCUCGUUAUCGUGAACGGAGACACCGGAGCGGUGGUGACAAGUUGGGGACGAUCGGCGAUUACGAAGAACCCGAACGGCUGCCUGACGGCGUGGAAGGAGGGGAAGCACGGGGUGUCAUGGCUUCAGCUGCUCAAGCCUUGGUGAAACGGAUUUUGAGAGCAAAUGACCCUCCGAGCGAGGCUUGGCUUCAGAUUCCCGCGCCGAUCUACCCCCACAAGGCAACCGCUAAGUUGGGAAGUUGGGGUCAAAAUUCCUUCUGUUGUUACGUCGUGAAGAUACUCUAAUGGCGGCACCCCGCGUGUGGUUGCCGGGGCCGCAGUUGCUCGGCCCUUGGAAGUAGACCCUAGCUGUUGAAGCUACAUGCCGAGGCUCCGAUUCCGAACUUGGUUUCUGGCUUAGGUUGGCUGCUAGACGGGACUUGAAAGGGAUACGAUACCUUGUUCGGAUUCAUCCUAUUGGGUGAUGAUGAUGUUUGUUGCAGUGGGGAAUGCUGCUUGUUCGUUGCUCUUGGAAAAUCGUUUGAAACACGUAGCGAUGGACUGCACCGCACGUAACCAACGGCAACCGACCGUCAUCAUCACAGCCAAACGCCGCUUCAACCAGCAAGGACGACCGGCCCAUUUGCCAUCACUGACCAUCUGCUGGCGUUUCUGAGCCACCGAUCGGCUGGCCCAUUUCUUGCGGCGGCGCAACUUCAAUACGCUGCACUGCAGCCCAAAUACGCGAACGAUUGAUUCUGUAACUUUGUGCGAUAACAUGCCAGUGUGGUUACAACGCACGCAUCAAACGUACCCGCG
Ectocarpus sp. CCAP 1310/34 is the source of this 1321-nucleotide messenger RNA. The record is from the annotation of a GenBank genome assembly. NCBI's taxonomy places the organism in Eukaryota, Phaeophyceae, Ectocarpales, Ectocarpaceae.